Molecule: messenger RNA, 4566 nt
Organism: Suricata suricatta (meerkat)
Lineage: Eukaryota; Metazoa; Chordata; Mammalia; Carnivora; Herpestidae
Gene: ZDHHC2
Product: zinc finger DHHC-type containing 2
Exons: 13
Coding region: 13-981 (322 amino acids)
Biological process (GO): peptidyl-L-cysteine S-palmitoylation; protein targeting to membrane
Cellular component (GO): endoplasmic reticulum; Golgi apparatus
Molecular function (GO): protein-cysteine S-palmitoyltransferase activity
Source: RefSeq, a predicted model, not a curated record
CACAAAGUGUCCAUGGAAAACGUUGGAGAACAAGUUGUGUGCCUGAUUGCUUAUCAUCUACUUUUUGCAAUGUUCGUCUGGUCAUAUUGGAAAACUAUCUUUACAUUACCAAUGAAUCCUUCAAAAGAAUUCCAUCUCUCUUAUGCAGAGAAAGAGUUGUUGGAGAGAGAGCCAAGAGGGGAAGCCCACCAGGAGGUCCUUCGGCGAGCUGCCAAAGAUCUCCCCAUCUAUACCAGGACCAUGUCUGGAGCAAUCCGAUAUUGUGAUAGAUGCCAGCUGAUAAAACCAGACCGCUGCCAUCACUGUUCCGUCUGUGACAAAUGUAUUUUGAAGAUGGAUCAUCACUGCCCGUGGGUGAACAACUGUGUUGGAUUUUCAAAUUAUAAAUUCUUCCUCCUUUUCUUGGCUUAUUCUCUGCUGUACUGCCUUUUUAUUGCUGCUACAGACUUACAGUAUUUUAUCAAAUUUUGGACAAAUGGCCUACCCGAUACUCAAGCCAAGUUCCAUAUUAUGUUUUUAUUCUUUGCCGCAGCUAUGUUUUCUGUCAGCUUGUCUUCUCUGUUUGGCUAUCAUUGUUGGCUAGUCAGCAAAAAUAAAUCUACAUUAGAGGCGUUUAGAAGUCCUGUGUUUCGACAUGGAACAGAUAAGAACGGAUUCAGCUUGGGUUUCAGUAAAAACAUGCGACAAGUUUUUGGGGAUGAGAAGAAGUACUGGCUGCUACCCAUUUUUUCAAGUCUAGGUGAUGGCUGCUCCUUUCCAACUUGCCUUGUUAAUCAGGAUCCUGAACAACCGUCUACUCCUGCAGGAUUGAACUCCACAUCAAAAAAUCCUGAGAACCAUCCGUUCCCGGCGAAGCCCUUGAGAGAGUCCCAGAGUCACCUUCUCACGGACUCCCGGUCUUGGACGGAGAGCAGCGCAAACCCGGGCAAGGGCAAAGCUGGUAUGAGCAAUCCUGCAUUAACCAUGGAGAAUGAGACUUAAGUCUUCAAACAAAAUAAAUUCAUACUUUAUCAAAGCAUCAGCGCAGCAGGUGCAUGGAAGAGGCUUCCCACAGGAAGGCACCACGGGCCCGUGGUUCCCAUUUCUCCGUGGCUGGAUAUGCAGAAUAUGAAUUGGUUAGUUCUCUCCCAGCCAUUGCUUAAAAUAUCACACAUUUUUAAAAAUCCAGUAUACAGAUUGUUUCAACUAACAGAAAGUACUGUUAAAUAUUAAAGGUAAUUAUGGUUAAUGAAUCAAGGGCAAAAAUAUCUUCUAUCAUAAAAACUUGGAAUAAUUUCAUGGCCUGGUUUUCGCCCAAAUAUUUGGUUAGUACAAUGUAUACACAUAAAAAGCCCAUUAAUCAUCUGAUUUUGAUUCAGGAAAUUGAGACUAUUAAGGUAUUGAAAUUUAGAAGAUUUCAAAUUACAGUAUAAUGAGAGCUUUACUCAUAAAACCUGUUAGUUACCUACGAAGUGGAGGUGGCCUGUCAGACUUGUGUCUUCCCUCUGCUGUGAAUCUAGCCCCAGACUGAGUGAACUCUAAUGACUGAAUUCAUUGCAAAUUUUGAGUGGCCUACACUUGAAGACUGCCAUCAUUUUUUGGCCAGACUUUAAUUCUAGCCUUUGUUCCCUACGGAAAAGAAGUGUGAUUAGUGACUGAGCUCACUAAUAAGCAACGAGCUAGCAAAGUUUUUUGUCACAACUAAUACAUUUCUAUUACAUCCGAGAUACAUUUUUCAUCUCUUCCAAUGUUCUUAAACUGGGGGAAAAUCUGUAAAAACAAUUAUAAUUAGUUUAUGAUGUUCUUUCACAAGUAUGACUUUUUUGAAAAUCUGUUUCUUAGGUUAUUUGUUCUAUUGAACAGAUCAAAAGUAAUGAGUUUGUUAAGCAUUCCCAAUGGGCCAAUAGAUUAAUCCUCCAUUGGUGUCUGUGUUAUUUCUGUGCCCCCCAUCAAAAAGUAUGACACUUAAACUUUAUAGUUCUUCAAAUACUUAAUUAUGCAAAUCACUAAAACAAAUCCUAUACUUUCAGAAAUUUAGUUCAACCUGAACUAAAUGGUGUGCUGUUCGAAAAUGGAGUUUAAGGUAAACUAACGUGGUGUGUUUGUUAAUGCCAAAACGUUUGGCUUCAGUAAAUACACUAGGAAGCUCUUGUGCCUUGUACGCACUAUUUGAAAAAGUUUUAUUCUUUUUUUGAGUGGAGUGUAAGUUUUGUAAAUGUUAGGGACUAGAAUAAGCUUAAACAGUUUUUGGUACUGAUUUUGAGAAUUUAAAGCAGGUUAUCUUUUAAAACGUACACAAUUAAGGAACCAGUAUUUAAUCAAAGAGAAAAUGGUAUUACACUUUUCGAAAUCUGAGUUAGACAAAAGUACAACACUGAGGAGACCAGGAGACCGGAGGAUAAUGGAGUAAAAAGAUCCUUGAAAUUACUUGUUCUUUCUAAACACAUAAGGCUUAUAUUUAAAUGAGGUCAUGAAAGAACCAAUGUCAGCCAAGCUCAUUUUCUAGAUGAUUUGAGUGCAAUUCUUUGAACAACAGGCUGGCACUCUUUCAGAUUUUUUGUUUAAACCUAAAGACUUUGAUCUGACAAUCUGUUUCAGGAACUGUCAGACAACAGGAUGCAUUUUUACUUAUUACUUUCAAAGCAUUUGUUGGUUGUCAUUUUUUUAUUACCUGAAGUGCCAGGUUGGAACCUGUAGCUACUGCUACGAGUCUUAAGGGCAACAGCAUAACGUGAUGUAUUAAAAAUAUAUGCAGCCAGGUUUUUUCAAAGCACAGUACUAUAGCCAUUUUUGUGGACAGGAUUUUGUGAGUGUUCCUUCUUGUCAAAAUAGAAGCUAAGAAAAAAAGUGGGGUUUUUAUUCCUUACCUUGCUAGAGUACUGUUAAGUUUCCCCUCUUUAGGUCUUUUGUGUAAUUACUGCUAUCCAUGAAGAGCUGAUACACGUUCGAAUUAGUCGAAAAAAAAUUUUACAACAAAUUUUUUUUCAUUAAGUUGCAGUAGUUCCUUUUUUGUUUUCAUACCGUAAAUAAUCUUUCAAGGGUUUUGCUUUUAAUCUCGGUGGUUAGAAUUUUUAGAGAUGACGGCAUAUCUCAUUAGAUAUGCAGUAUAAAGUUUACUUGAAUGAAUAAAGCAUCAGAUAGACCUACAUUUUUGUACAUAUUUAUAAAAUGUACCUUAAAAACACUUUAAGCAGUUUGCUUUAAAAAAUUUAAUUGCUCAGCACAAAGUUGAAGACAUUAUACUUCAUCUGUCCUGAUAGUCUAAUUGAUAAUUUUGAUUUUUUCCUGUUUUUAGAAGUUCUGCCAUAUAGAUAAAAUUUUUAAGAAUUUUUUUAAAUAUUGUGCAAAUACUUCAUAUACUUUAGCUAACUAUUUGCCACUGUGCAGUGAAGAGGGUUUGUAUUUUCAAAGAUAAAACUUUACUGCAGCUACAUACAGUGAUGAGACAUUCAAGGCCGUGCUUAUCCAUGAAUUCACUCCUGUUGUACCAUAAUAAAGUCUGGUUGAUCACCAUUCCUAGCUGUCUAUAUGAAGUUGCCUUUGCACUGACAAUCGAAAUUGCUUUCAAGAUACACUUUUCCUAAUGGUCUCCCUGAGCUGCUACAGACAAAACUGACCUACAACCUGGCCGUAACAAAGGUCUCUUGAGAAGAGGUGGAUGACAGGAUGAGAUCCUGAUUUAUUAGUAAAAUGCUUCUGAGGACAAUUAGAAACAGACUGUAAAACGAGUACGCUGUGUUCACUUCAGCUGCUAAGUAUGGGAAAUACAGCAUCUGUUUGACGUAAACUAUCAUCUCUUGAGAAAUCAAAGGAUUUAUAAAACAUGUUCUUAAAAAACUGAAGGUAGUAAUCGUGUGACUCAGCUUCAAGAAAACAACCUGUGCAACACCUGUUACUCCGUCCUGUUAUAAACGAGCCGAUUUUCCCUCUUUUGAAAUACAUGUGUCCCCUGGCAUUAAUGUUCAGUGUAUUUCCAUCCUCAAAAAAAAGAGGAUGUGCAUCCGAGGAUGUUUUACGGCAGCACUUCCGGGUUACUAAGAGCUCAUCCCUUAAUUGUUCUUCUACCAGUAAAAAGUUCAAAUAUGAUGGUUUGGGCAAAAGACAACUGCAGAUCACUUGCGGCAUUUUCUCAUGGCAGAAAAGUGACAGCAAAAAUAGAACUGGGGACAGAGCCCAGAGAGAUCUUUGAUGUUCUUGUUUGUAGCCAGUAUUCGGUAUUUGUCGGCUUACAGUUGGGGGAAAAAUGUCUGUUAAGAUGGCUCAUCUUUUGAGCGGCCUCGUUUCUGAGUACCAGGGAAGCCAAAGGCGGCCUUGUGAGAAGUGGUUUCAAGCUCUGGCUUGCGCUGUGUGAAGGAGCUCCUCAGUACUCGGAGAGGACGGGACUGUUUUUAUGAUUUAUUAAAAACCAUCAUUUAUGUUGCAUCUUCCAGGGAAGGAUUUCCAGUGUAAGGAGUUCCCCUGAUCUGAAUUUAUUAAUACUUAAUAGUUCUUGUUUGACAGAUAAAGGUGCUUCACUAAAAUGAGAAAAAAAUAAUGCUCCAAAGUAGAAUUCUGUUGAUGCUGAAUUAAAACUGAUUGUCACAGAAA